AUGUCGAACAGUGUUGGUUUAUCAACCGUUACUCAAUUAGUCAAACAGACAUGUCUUUUCAAUAAUCGACAAUAUGUAUCAGCUAAAGAAGGUUUAGAAUUUGCUGAAACAGCUAUUAAAACAACUAGAUCAACAUAUACAUCUCAACAAAAUAAACUUGAUAAUUCAUUUUGUACUGGUGCUCUAUCAAAAGAUGAUUAUGAUAAACAAACAAAUCAACUUAAACAACAAGUUGAAAUUGAUUGUGUUCCAUGGGAAAUGUAUGUAAAAAAAUUAACUCAACUUAUUGAUCAAUAUUCAUUACAAUCUGAAACACAACGAAAUAAUAAACGAACAUUUAAUCAAUCUUCAUCUAUGAAACAAUCAUAUUCAAAUUCUUCUAUAUCGAAACGUAGUCGUAUAACAUUUUCAUCUAGUAGUUCUGAUUCAGAUAUAUCUGAACCUAUUCCUUCAACGACUGAAAAAAAAUCUAAGUCAAUUAUAAUUAAAUAUGAUUCAAGUACAAAUACAAGUCCAUUAGAAUUAUCACUUCGUUCACCUUUUUCUUCAACACCAAGUAUUAUUCCAUUUACAGCUCAAACAAAUCAUAUUACACAACGAAUUCCUUUACAACAUAUUAAUGAAAUAGCUGCAAAACAAAUAGUUCUUCUUCAUGAUGAAGGACAAUUAGUACGAUGGAAUGAUGUUCUUUGGCGUAUUUUAACAUAUUUUCAUGUACAAGAUCUUGGUAAUAUAGGUAUUCAACGUGCUGAUCAAAUACCUUGUAUUGAUAAUCUUAUUCGAAUACAAAAUAAAAUAAAUAUUUAUCUUGAUUCAUAUGCUUAUUGGCAAACUAUAGGUACAUUAAAUGAAUUAGAAAAUGAUUUAGCUCGAAUAUUUUAUAAAAAUAAUUAUAAUGAAUUAUUAUUGGGUCCAAUAGAAAAACAACCUAAAAUUGAAGAAUUAUUUCGUUUAAAACAUAUUCGAAAUGAAUAUAUAAAAAAAGAUCUUAAAAGUUCUGAUGUAUUAAAAUAUCUUGAUCAAUAUAUGACUAAAGAAUUUGCUUGGAAAACAGAAAAUGAAAUAAAUGUUGAACAUUUUUUCAAAUUUAUAGCUAAACAAAUUCAUGUAAAAGAUAUUUAUCAAUUAGGUAUUCGAAUGAAAAGUGCAUAUUUAGCAAGAAAUUGUAUUAAAACUAUGCAAGCAAAUCAACGUAAAACAAUGGAAAUAGCUCGAACAGAAUUAAAUUUAAUAUUAACUGAUCUUGUACAAAAAGAAAUUGAAAAAAUUUCACAAACUAUUAACGAUAAAUUAGGUAAUAAUAAUAAUAAUCAACAACGUCAAAUUUAUGCAUCAAUGGAUCCGAUUGAUAUAAUUAAUGAUCUUAUUGAAAUUUGUCGUGAAGUUUGUCAAAAUUAUACUUCAUUUCGAAAAAUAUCUCAAGCACUUGAUAUUAUUUCAAAAGAUUCAAUGUUAAGAAAUAUAUUUCAAAUAGCCAUUUGUCAUGGUAAUUUGGAAAUGCUCGAUCAAACUAAUCAAUCAAAACAAUCAUCACAUAAAAGCAAAUCUAAUACAAGCAAUAAAAUAUAUUUUCAUUCAUCUGAUUCAUCAGAUAAUGAUGUUGAAUUAGAAAUAAAAUCACAAACAAAGUUAUCUGAAAUAGUUAUUAAUCAUCCAAAUGAUAAUGAACUUCUUCAAGCAUUUAAAGAACAAUUUGGUUCAUUAAAAAAUAUUACAUUUACUUUAUUAUCUCGAAUUGAACAACGUUUAUGUGAAAAAUUUCAUGUAAUUCAUUUUCAAGAAUUAGGUCAUGGUACUUUCACUAACUAUAUAACACAAAAUGAACAAUUACUAUUUCCUAUUGACACUAAAUUUCAAUUAUCUUCAUCAGAAAAUAAUGAUAAUAAUCCAGUAUUUCUAAUUUCAUUUGAAGAUCUUGAACAAUUUAUUCUUCAAAUACUUGAUAGAUCAACAGAUGAACAAUAUAUUGAACAAAUAAUUUGUUAUCAUUAUGAAAUUGAAUCAUUUGAACAACUUGGACAUGGUUCAUUUCGUUCAAUAUUUAAUUCUAUUAAACAAAAGAAAAAAUCGAAGAAUACAUCAACACAUUUCGAAUGUGCUCUGUUCGAUGAAAUACCAAUACUGAAACAAACAUUAAAUAAAACAUCAAAAUCAUUUUUACAAGAUCUUGAACAGCAAGCUUUAAAUGUUAUUAAUCAAUGUCCACUUCUUGGAAAUCUUCAUCAUCAUACACAAUGGAAUUUACACUUUCGUCCAAUAUUAGGCAAUUUGAAAACUUUUCUCUCUCGCCAUUUGAUUCCAAUACUCGAAAUUGAUUAUGUUACAUUUCUAAAAUUAUCUUCGAGUUCUACACUUGAACUAUUCAAAGAAAGUCUUUAUAAUUAUGAUUCAAUCUUAACAUCAGGACAUCUUGUCUCAAUUAUUGUUCAAUAUGAUUCAAUAAAUAAUGCUCCAUUAUCUCUUCUUUCAAAUAUAGUACAUACAUUUUUCUUGACUACAAAACUUGAUAAUCAAUUAUAUAAUUUUCUUAUAUAUGUUUUCUUUCGAAUACCAUUUCUUCUUCUUUCAUCUAUUAUGGAAAAAAUUUUUCUUCAACCAUUGAUUAAAGUUGAAGGUAGUCAAACGAAAAUACGUGAAAUAUUAUGGAAAACUAUCGAUAAACAUGAUUCAAAUAUGAUUGCACGAUUUAUUCAAUUAGGACAACAAUUAGGAUUUACUGAAUGGUCAAUAGAUAAAAUAAAAACUGAUUCAUCAAUUAAAACUAUUCAACAAGAAACAUAUUUAUCUUUGUCAAUUUCAAAUCUUGUAACAUCUUCGUUAAUUUCAAAAAUUGAACAAACAUUUUCUAUUAAUAAUACUAAUCCUUAUGAUUUAAUUGAAUGUAUUCGUCGAGAAAAAUUUGGUAUUGGUUUAAAUCUUUCAAAUGAAAGUCAAUAUUUAACUGAUCAAUUAAAAUCACUUGUUGGUCGAUCAUUAGAACGUCUUUCAAAAGAAUUAUAUAAUAGUGAUAUGCAUUUUUUACUUGAAUUAAUUCAAAAUGCUGAUGAUAAUCAAUAUAAUAAUAAACCUAGUUUAGUUUUUGUUAUUGAUUCAAAUACAAUUAAUAUAUAUAAUAAUGAAAUUGGAUUUCAAGAAAAUAAUAUUCAAGCAUUAUGUGAUAUUGGUAAAUCAACUAAAGGAAAACAUAAACAAGGUUAUAUUGGACAAAAAGGUAUUGGUUUUAAAUCCGUUUUUACUGUUUGUGAUCGUCCAGAAAUUUAUUCUAAUGGUUAUCAAAUUUGUUUUGAUGCAUCUAAUGGUUCAAUAGGAUAUAUAUUACCUAAUUGGAUAGAAAAUGAAAAUCAAGAUAAUGAAUAUAUAAAUUGGACAACACGAAUAUGUUUACCAUUAAAAUCUGAAAAUGAAAUGCAAAAACAUAAAUCACGUUCAUUAACAGAAAGUUUUAAUGAUAUUCGUCCAUCAUUAUUACUUUUUUUAAAUCGUCUUCGUUCAAUAACUAUUCAUAAUCGUUUAAAAAAUUCAAAACAAAUCUAUGAACGUAUUGAUAUACCUGGUAUAAGUAUUGUUGAAAUACAUUGUGAACAAAUAAUUGAAAAAUGGUUUAUUAUUAAAAAACAAUUAAUUAUUCCAAAUGAAAUUAAAACAAAUUUUGAUGAUGUUAUUGAAGCAACUGAAAUAGCAUUAGCUUUUCCUUUACAUGAAAUUAAUAAUAAUGAAAAAGUUAUUUUAACUAAACAAGAUGUAUAUGCUUAUUUACCAUUAAGAACAUUUGGUUUUACUUUUAUCAUUCAAGCUGAUUUUGAAGUUCCAUCAUCACGUCAAGAUAUUUUAAGUGAUAGUAUAUGGAAUCAAUUUCUUCUUAAUGAAAUUCCAUCUAUUUUUCUCUCAUCACUUGAUACUUUUUAUCAAGAACAAUCAUUUUUACCUAUUGAUCCUCUUCAUUUAUUUCUUUAUUUUCUACCAAAUGAAACUUCAAUUUAUAGUAAUAAUCUUUUUACACCAGUAUGUCGAACUAUACAUCGUUUAUUACGUUCUCGUCGAUUUCUACCUGUUAUUAAUGAUAAUAAUUUACAUAUGCCAAAUGAAUGUGUAUUUAUAAAUGAUUUAACUAUAAAAGAAAUUUUAACACCUGAACUUUUAUAUAAUCAUUUAAAUUUAUAUUAUUUAAAAGAUGAUUUAUAUGAAUAUGAAAAACAAUUAUAUGAACUUGGUGUACAUCAUCUUGGUCAUAAUGAAUUAAUUAAUUUUAUUAAACAAAUAUUUACUACAGAAAUAACAAUUGAAAAUAAAAAAAUUCUAUCAAAAUGGUUUUGUUGUUUAUAUCGAUGUUUAAAUGAAAUUUCAUUAAUUGAUGAACAAAAAGUUUUAAAACAUAUACAAUCAUUAAAAAUAUUUCCAUUAAAAAAUUAUCAAGAAUUUAUUUCAGUAAAUUAUAUUAAUCAAAUUAUUUUUUUUCCAUCAAAUAGUAUUCAAUUACCAAAAUUAAUUGAAAAUGAUUUAAUGAUUAUAAAUGAUGAAUUAUGGAUGAAUUUAGAAGAAAAUUCUAUAGAAAGAAUUCAAAUACAAACAUUACUUGAAAGACUUGGAAUACAACGUUUAACACAUCGAGCUAUUUGUGAACAACAUAUAUAUCCAAUUUUUGAAAAUGAUAAACUAUGGAAAGAAAAAUCAUCAGAAACUCUUAUUGCUUAUGUUAUGUAUAUUUUUGAUCUAUGGUCAAAACAGUAA
Molecule: messenger RNA, 4728 nt
Organism: Rotaria sp. Silwood1
Lineage: Eukaryota; Metazoa; Rotifera; Eurotatoria; Philodinida; Philodinidae
Source: the annotation of a GenBank genome assembly